AGGCUACAUGUGAUCCUGUAGGGAGGUGUUUGUCUAAAAAAGACUUUUUCCAACAGCCAGCCUACAGUAUUUGAAAGCUGACCGUCUCUCUGGCUCCCUCGCGGUGCUCCUUCCUCCGUUCACAUUUGGGAUAUUUGCAUCAGUUUUGGGUCUCUUCCCGGAGAGUGACGCGCUGCAGCUGCGAGAAUGGGAGACGCUCAGUCUGCGCAACGGGAGGGCAUGAAGGAUGAAGCUGGUGAGGAGGAGAGCGGAAAAGUGGAUGAUGCUCAGGCAGAGCAGAGCCCUGAGGACAAGCCUUUCAAAAACAAUGGGCAGAUCUCUGAGAUCAGUGAAAAAGCAGGCAGCUCAAUAGCCAAGGUUAAUGACCACUGUGAGGAUGAGAUCGCUACAGACGCUGUCCUAACACCAGAUGAAGAGGUUUCAGAAACAGAAAAUCCACUUGAAGUUGAAGAAGAAACACCAUCCAAACACAUUGAAAAAAAUGAAAUUGAAUCCUCCAAUGAGGCUGAUGUUGCUGAAGAUGUACCACUAGACAUGAUAGAAAUGGAUGCAAAGACCAAUGACAUCAAUGAUGGUUUUAGAAGGUUUUUCAGUAACAUUGGUUUGAGAUUGUCGAUAAAGAGGGGCUCAACUGAUUUGUUAAGGGAUUUGCCGGAUGAGACUAACCAGGAUGAACCAAGCGGACAAGAAAACCUUGAAGAUUCUGCAGAGGAACUCCCAAUUGAAGAUGCUGAACAGAAUACCGAUGUGAAUAUAGCACAAGUGUCUACUGACAAUGAUUCCACGACAUGUCCAACCAUGACAGAUGUUACACCAGAGGAUGUUCUAGAAAAUGCAGAGGAAAAAGCAACAGAAGCCAAAGAGGAUGUUGAAUCUGAUAAUGCUGAUUCAAUAACAUCGCCUGCAGUAGAAGACACACAGCAGGAUACCACACCUGAGGAAGAGCCAAAUUCACUGUCUCCCCCUGAACAAGCGGAUGUCGUAUCUCCAAUUAAAAGAUUUUUUACAACUGGAAUCUUUUCUGGACUACGGAAAAAGAGGAAAGCUGUAGAAGAUGAUGUAAAUGAGAAAGAAAUGGUUGACAUGGGAAAAAAUGAAGCUGUAGAGUUGGCGGAAGAAACCGAAUAUGACCAACAAGAGGAUAAAGAGCAAAUUGAUCGAGGUGUUGAGGCAGCUGUAGUCGAUACAGAAGUUAAAGAAAAUGAACUCAAGCAGGAAAUCCUGAGUGUAACAUCAGCUAAGAAGGCAGAUGAAGGAAAAUCACCAACCACGGAUCAUUCAACUGCUAUUGAUACUACUACUAUUUUCCCUGAAUCUGAAACUCCAAAUUCUCAAGAGAAGGACAAAGUCCAAGCAAGCCCUCUAAAAAGGCUGCUGUCAGGUUCUAGCUUUAAGAAACUCUCCAAAAAGCCAAGAAGUAGGCGGUCAAGUGAUGCCAAGCUGUCUGACUCUGGAGAACAUGCUGCAGAUCAGCUCCUGUCCUCGACAGAGUCAACUGAGAAUCAGAAAGAAGAGAAAUCGACGCAGCCCUCCCCAGAGGCAGCAGGACAAGAGGAUGGUGCAUGGGUGUCCUUCAAAAAACUUUUGACUCCUAAAAAGCACACAAGGACACCUUCUUUGAGCAAUAAAGAGACAGAAAUCCCAGAUUCAGGCGAAGAACCUAAACCAAGUGACGGAGAGCAAAUAUCAGAUCACAGCACAGAAGAGGGCAAAAAAAGAAAAGACUCAUCAGUGUCAUGGGAAGCCGUCUUGUGCGGAUCUGGAAAGAAGAGAAGUCGAAAAACGUCAGACUCUGAAGACGAAUCACCUCAGAUUGAUGAUAACAAGCAAGACAUUGGUUCUAAAAAUGGUGCAGAAUUACCUGAAGAAAGUGCAAAUGAGAAAAAGAAUGAUGUUUCAGUGUCUUCCCCGAAACAAAGUCCUUUAAUAGGUGAUGGAGGGUCAACCUGGAAAUCAUUUAAAAGACUUGUCACUCCUAAAAGGAAGGCUAAGGAUGAGGACGAAAGCAAAGACAAUAUACAAUCUGAUAGUGAGGUUUCUCAAGAUGAGUCUUCCUUUUCAAUAAAGAAACUCCUACCUGGACGGAAAAAGAGGAAGUCUGCUGAAAAGCAAGACCACAUAUCUUCAGAUGAGGCCGAUAAGGAUGUACCUUCAGAUGAUGAAGACUCUGAGACACCAGCUGUGGUUCCAAUGUCUGAGUUUGACACACCAGAAUCAGUGAUUCAAAUACAAACUCAGGUUGAUAUAGAAAGUCACUUCCCCAAGGAAGUCCCACAAGACCUUGUUCAACAGAUGCCUAAACAAAUCCUAUCCUGUGAUAGUCUGCAGAAUGAAGCAAAGAAAUUGAAAGAAAAUGGUGAUGCUGUAGAUAAUGGGACAUCUACAAUACCUGCUAAAAUUGAACAACUGGAUGAUGUUUCAGAAAUAAUCAGUAAACAUCAACAGCUCAGUGACAUUACAGAGGAGGGCAUGAUUACAGAGACCAUGGCCACUCCGGUUUCAAUCAAUGAGGAGGUAGGUAGAGAUGACACUCUAGCUGAGGACUUGUUAGAGAUCACAUCUGAGGCCAUCACUGCACCAGAGCCUGCCUCAGUUACCACACUAGCAGACGAAACUGAGAUGAUCUCUGCAGUCUCCCAGUUAUCUUCAGAAUCAUCAAAAACAUCAGGCAACACAACGCCAGUCCCAGCAGAGUAUGAGGUCAAGGAAACAGAAGAACUCUUGCAUCAAGUUGUUGAAAACAUCUCCACAAGUCCAAUGGCGGUCCCAAUUUCCUCAACCACUCCAAAGUCUGAAAGUAUUGUUGGUUCAGUCUUGCAUCAUAUAUUCAGAACAUUUGUAAAAGAAGACAAGGAGACUACAAUUCUGGAAAUACACAGAAAGUCAGAUGCAACUGCCAUUAAUACAGGUCAAACUGCUGAAGAACUGGAUGCAGUAAAUGAAGUUAGAGCUACAGCCCAAACAGAGAGCAUAUCUGAGGUCAAUGACUCUGAUCCCAAAGAGUUUUUACCAGAUGUUCGCGAGAAGCUUGACACUGCUGAAAUUACUAAAGAUGAAGUCCAUGAGGACCAUCCAAUAGAUCCAGAACAAAGCUUAAAAGAACUUGAAAGGAUCAAUGAAAUUGAAAAUGACAGCCAUCAUCAGGAUGAAAGUCAAUUAGACGCAAAUGCAGCAGGUUCUGUAGUUGAAUCACUUCAAGCUGAAAUGGAGACCCCAAAAAUGGGAACAGAGGACCCACCUUCAAAGGAAUUCAAAGAGGAAACAGAGCUCCCAAGGGAAGUCAAAGUUGAGCCAGAAAAAGUAGAUGAAAGUUAUACAGAUGCUUGCAAAACUGAAUAUGUCCAAUUACCAGAUGCCAUAAAAGGUGUGCAAGCAACUAUGAACCCCAACCAAAAACUGAAGUGGGGGAUGAGCCGGAACAAAAAUUACCAGAUGAAGUUGUAA
Molecule: messenger RNA, 3444 nt
Organism: Labrus mixtus (cuckoo wrasse)
Lineage: Eukaryota; Metazoa; Chordata; Actinopteri; Labriformes; Labridae
Gene: akap12a
Product: A kinase (PRKA) anchor protein 12a
Exons: 4
Coding region: 187-3444 (1085 amino acids)
Biological process (GO): signal transduction; regulation of protein kinase C signaling
Cellular component (GO): cytoplasm
Molecular function (GO): protein kinase A binding; calmodulin binding
Source: RefSeq, a predicted model, not a curated record